Messenger RNA from Prorocentrum cordatum, 2384 nucleotides. Lineage: Eukaryota; Dinophyceae; Prorocentrales; Prorocentraceae. The record is from the annotation of a GenBank genome assembly.
AGGAGGCGUUGCCCUAAUCGAAACGGGGCGCGGCGCCCCCCACCGCGCGCGCGCCCGCCGCCCCGCAGGGUGACCCCGCGCGGCCAGCCGCCGGCUGAGCCCGCAACGAUGGAGUGUCAUUGAUCUCUCGAUCUUGCCUCUUUCAUCUUGCCUUGCUUUCAUCCGUUGCUCUUGUUCUCGCCAGUCGCGUCAAGAACGAUGGACUCGGGGGGCCGCCCGAAAGCGUGGCGGCCCGACCUCUUGCGCCAGGCCGAAAUCGACUCCUACGGUCCCACCAAGGCCAGGCGCCUCGCCCGCCGACGCCGCCGCGACGCCACUGAGGCGUGGUUGAGGGCGCACACCGGCCAAAGGCGCGAGGCGACCAAGGCCAAGCAGCAGACUAAUUACAUAGUAGUCGAGAUCAGGGAGGCGAUAGCAGACCCAAACCCUCUGCAGUCCCUUGAUAUGUGGUGGCCUAAGGACCCGCAUGAUAGCAGAUGUGAAGAGGAUGCCGAAUGCUGUCGGCUACAAUGUUUUCUUCCUUCCUUUCUUGGGCAUCAAGAAUUUUGGCACACAGCGUGCGAGAAAGUGCAGGCAGUGGAGCCCAAUGUUAGCAGCUUGGAGUGCGAGAAACUGCAGGCAGUGGCGCCUCAAGUUGGGGACGGUCAUCAUCAACUACUUCCCCAAAGUCAGCGCAUGCGAGAAGAGCCAGGUGUGGCAACAUGUGCAGAGCCCGCUCACCGAAAGUGCGAGGAGGGCCAGGCACUGGAGCCCAAAGUCAUUAGCUUGGAUUGCGAGAAACUGCAGGCAGUGGAGCCCUCAGCCGGGAACGUGCAUCAUCAACUACAGUCACAGAGUCAGAGCGUGCGAGAAGGGAUCGCUAUGGCAUCUGGUGUGGUAUCAGGUGCAGAACCCGCUCACCGAGAAUGCGAGAAGGUGCAGGCAGUGGAGCCUAAUGUCGUCAGAUUGGAUUGCGAGAAGCUGCAGGCAGUGGCGCCCAAAGUUGGAUACAGUCAUCAUCAACUACAGCCCCAAAGUCAGCGCGUGCGAGAAGAGUCAGCUGUGGCAUCAGAUGCAGAGCCCGCCCACCGAGCAUGCGAGAAGGUGCAGGCAGUGGUGCCCAACGUCAUUAGUUCGGAUUGCGAGAAGCUGCAGGCAGUGGUUAAGAAAGCCGUGCAGGGUGAUCUCGAUACGGCAUUGUUCGAACAGUUGUACGAAGCACCGUCAAGCGACGAGGAGCUGGAGGCGCGAGACACACUGGAUGUGGCAUCAGGUGCAGAACCCGCUCACCGAGCGUGCGAGGAGGGCCAGGCAGUGGAGCCCAAAGUCAUUAGCUUGGAUUGCGAGAAGCUGCAGGCAGUGGCGCCUAGAGAUGGGAGCAUGUAUCAUCAACUGCAGUCACAGAGCCAGCGCGUGCGAGACGAGCUAGCUGUGGCAUCAGGUGCAGAGCCCGACCACCGCGCGUGCGAUAAGGUGCAGGCAGUGGAGCCCAACGAUAUUAGUUUGGAUCACCAGAAGCUGCAGACAGGGGCGCCUAAAUAUGAGUACAGCCAUCAUCAACUACAGCCCAUAAGUCAGCGCGUGCGAGAAGAGCCAGCUACGGCAUUAGGUGCAGAGCCCGCUCACCAAGCGUGCGAGAAGGUGCAGGCAGUGGAGCCAAACGUUAAUAGUUUGGAUUGCGAGAAGGUGCACGCAGGGGCGCCUAAAGUUGGGAAUGCGCAUCAUCAACUACACCCCCAAAGUCAGCGCGUGCGAGAAGAGCCAUUUGUGGGGCACUGUCGGCUCCGUCUCCGCCGCCCUACGCCCUGGCCCUCCAGAGAGCCGUCUCUUGCCAGUUCUGAGGGGGCCACGGAGCAGCUGGCCAACGAUGGCCAGGCCGACGUCCCGCAUCCGACUGAACAGCUACAGCUCCCCCUCGGUUGGGAGUCGGCGGUGGAUGCGAGCUCGGGCAACACAUAUUACUUCAAUCGGGUUGCGGAAGUGACCCAGUGGGAACAUCCUGGGGAGGCGGCGCGGCUCGCAGACGUCCUGGCUCAGCUCGAGGCCCUUGAGUAUCAACUGCACCGCUGAAGAGAUUCCCCCUUCUACGGAUUACGAUUCUUCCUUCUCUUGUGCAUCAAGAAUUGUGGUACACGUGUGUGAGAUAAGCGUAGCAAGCGUGUGCGAGAAGGCAGCGUGUGAGCCAGAGAGGCGUCAACAGCGCCGCCCUGCUGGGCCCGUGUGCGCGCGCCGCCGCGGUGCGCGGUCCGCCCCGAGGCGGGGCUCUGGCGAGGUCGCGGUCUUGGCCGCGGACAUAGUGGGCGCCAGGCGGCGGGGCCGCACAUGGAGGCGCUGGGCGAGCAGAGGACGUUGCAUGUUGUGGACUCCGCGGGGGCUCGCCCCCCCUGGGAUGGGAGAGAGAGAGA